This is a messenger RNA of Hyaloscypha bicolor E, 1263 nucleotides long. RefSeq lists its product as uncharacterized. Lineage: Eukaryota; Fungi; Ascomycota; Leotiomycetes; Helotiales; Hyaloscyphaceae. Gene Ontology annotation, biological process: secondary metabolic process. The record is from RefSeq and is a predicted model, not a curated record. The coding region runs from base 1 to 1023 and encodes 340 amino acids. The transcript has 2 exons.
AUGGUCUUCCUAUCGAUCGUCCACGCUUCCAACUCCCUCAUCUCCACCACUCUGCCUCCCAAAUUGGUGGCUGUUUUCAUCGGAGCAACCAGCGGCAUAGGUAAAGUAACCCUCAAAACGUUCGCAAAAUACACCACCCAACCACGUAUCUACUUCAUCGGCCGGUCCCAAGAAGCUGCAGACCUUAUCCUCACAGACCUCAAAACACUCAACGCAGGUGGCGAAUACAACUUCAUAAAAGCAGACGUAAGCUUAAUGCGGAACGUCGACGCCGUCUGCAUCCAAAUAAAGCAAAAGGAGAAGUUCAUAAAUCUGUUAUUCCUCAGUCCGGGAGUAGCGAGCUUUGACCGUAGCAGUAUAUGCCUAGAGAUAAAAAAAAAAAACACAGAAACCUUAGAACGCAUCCACCUACUCGCAGCACUAAACUACUACACCCGCAUCCUUUUCAUCACCUCCUUGCUCCCACUCCUACGUGCAGCCCCCAACCUCCGCCGCAUCAUCUCCGUUGGCGGCGGAACCCAGGAAGGUCCUCUUGACGCUGCCGAUUUCCCCGCUCUACGCAUCCCACUCCCUCAACUACGAGGCCAUCUCAGCACAUUAGUAACGCUCGGUCUGGAAGCCACAGCCAGGAAUGAGGCAACAGUGAGUAUCGUGCACGAUUACCCCGGGACGGUAAAGACACCGUUGUUGAACUAUAUGUCUGAGGAGCAAAUGAGUGCGUUGAUGUUUGUGCCGCUUGAGGAGUGUGGGGAGAGGCAUUUGUUUUUGGCUACUUCGGGACGAUUUCGGGCUGCCGAAGGGGGGUGUAAUGGUGUGAUGGUUGGAGAGGGAGAUGAAGUUGCGGUUGGGACGAGUGGGACGAGGGGGAGUGGGAUGUAUUCAGUAGGGCCGGAUUGUGAGAGUGCUUCGGCUGAGGUGCUGGAGCUCUUGGCUGGAUUAAAAGAGAAGGGGAUGGUGGAUGAGAUUUGGAGGCAUACGGAGGGGGAGUUCACACGCGUGACUGAGCUGAGUGAGGUAAGGUAAGUGACGGAGAGGGCAGCCCCAGUAUACCAGAUUGGCUUUGGCAUGAUCACCAAUUCGCGCGUACCAUGGAACACUGGCCCUUCUUCCAACCCAAAUUUCAUCAGAAAGUCAGGAUAAUUACAAAUAGCGAAUGAGGACAGCCACCUUAAUCAUAAACAUUUUUCAUUCAUCCUAAGAAAGGAGGUAUCCCAAAUGCCCCUCCAAACACCUAUGAAUACAACAGAACAACAUUACCCCGUC